Lactuca saligna is the source of this 366-nucleotide messenger RNA. NCBI's taxonomy places the organism in Eukaryota, Viridiplantae, Streptophyta, Magnoliopsida, Asterales, Asteraceae. The record is from the annotation of a GenBank genome assembly.
AUGGAUUUCCAUUCCAUUAACUUCUUAUAUGCACUUUCUUUAGGUUCAGUGAUGAGGGAAACAAAUGGUGGUGGAGAGCGCUCAGCAACAGCAGCUCCUGCUAAUGGUGGAGUUACAAAUCACGAAAAUGCCCUUAGGCAAAGCAGGGGAUCGGAGGUGCUGGUAGUCCCCAUUAGGAUUUUAGUGCUGCCUUUUGAAGCUUCCCGAAGCUCUAUGGGUGUGCUAUUUCCAGUGGUCACUGAAGAAGGAGCUUUUUUGUGCAGCUCAUUCCCGAAGUUAGGCUUGGACUUUUCUGAAAAUUUCCACAAUUUCACUUUCCCUUGGUCCAGGAGUUGCAGUGGAAUGGAAUUUGGGGGAAGGAGAUGA